AUGUCGGCACCUCAAUCUCCCUCGCCCAGUGAAGGCGAAAGCAAGAGAAGCGAAGUCAGCUAUCGCUUCUGCCAGGAAUGUUCCAACCUCCUUUACCCAAAAGAAGAUAGAGCUACCUCGACACUGCUCUACAUUUGCAAAGCCUGUCAUGCCACCACGACCCAUGAUUCAGCCUGUACAUUCCGCCAGCAUCUAGGUGCUAACGUACAAGAGACCGCCGGAGUGACCACUGACGUUGCCAAUGAUCCAACUGUGGGUUCGGAUUUCUUAGCAAUGCCCCCUUCAUGUACCCUCUGCGGCGACCAGUUGCGAUGCAGCCAGUGUGGUGAAGAGUGA
Messenger RNA from Exophiala aquamarina CBS 119918, 336 nucleotides. RefSeq lists its product as uncharacterized. The transcript has a single exon. The coding region runs from base 1 to 336 and encodes 111 amino acids. Lineage: Eukaryota; Fungi; Ascomycota; Eurotiomycetes; Chaetothyriales; Herpotrichiellaceae. The record is from RefSeq and is a predicted model, not a curated record. Gene Ontology annotation, biological process: DNA-templated transcription.